Trichoderma virens Gv29-8 is the source of this 1023-nucleotide messenger RNA. RefSeq lists its product as uncharacterized. Bases 1 to 1023 code for a protein of 340 amino acids. Lineage: Eukaryota; Fungi; Ascomycota; Sordariomycetes; Hypocreales; Hypocreaceae. The record is from RefSeq and is a predicted model, not a curated record. The transcript is spliced from 2 exons.
AUGCCGAGACACACUAGGAACUCCAGCGAGCAGGGCUACAGUGGCCUCCAGACUGGCCUGGCGCCGUCUCCCAUGUACGCCCCGUCCCGCAUGAUUCCUGGAAACUACUACGACGUCGCCUCGUCUUCCUCAUCUGCCAUGCCGAUUCCCCCGCCUCUUUCUCAUCCCUCUCAACAACCGCAAUACGGCCCAUACUCUACUAGUGCCCCUUCGCCUACUCUCCCUAUGCCUCCGACUCAGUCGUCGCAGCACCGACCCAGCUCUGGAGCCUGGACCCAGCAGGAUGACGAGCAGCUACUGGCUGCUCGCCAGCAGGGCCUCAACUGGAACCAGAUCAGAGAUCAAUACUUUCAGUCCAAGACGCCCAAUGCCUGCCGCAAGCGUCAUGAACGACUGAUUGAGCGAAAGAACGUCGACGACUGGGACACUCGCAGGAUGCAAAUACUGGCCAAGGAGUACAUGAGCAUGCGAAAGGAGAUUUGGAGCGGUCUGGCAGCUCGAACCGGAGAGAAGUGGAACGUUGUCGAGGCCAAGUGCAUGUCCAACGGCCUCAAGAACCUCCAGAGCGCCGCCCGCGCAGCUUCGCGCCGUGACCGUCUCGAGACGGGACUCACAGGGUAUGACGACGAUAGCGGCAUUUCCGGCAUCGGCCUGACCCCCGUUGAUGAACUAGACGCAUCCUACAGUAGCCCCGCGACGAGCUCCUCGGGCACACACUCGUACUCCAGCUCCGCCAGCUAUCACCAGCAGCAGCAGCAGCAACAGCCGCAGCAACAUCUCCAGCCUCACUCUCACCUUCACCCCCAGCAUCACCAGGGCCAAUACGCCAUGGGCCCUGCGUAUUACGGCGGUCACGGAUACUCGUCGAGCGUCAGUUCCACGACCAGCAUGAGCCACGGAUACGUGUCCCGCGGCGGCACCGGAACCAGCCAGGACAGCAGCCCAUACUUGGAUAGCCAGCGGCUGUCCAGCGACAUGGGCAUCGAGUCUCUCGUCCACCGUCCCAACGGAGGAAGAAUGUGA